AUGUGCGACUCAAAUGUAUCAGCGCGGUCUCAGAGCAGUCGUCCCCAACAAAGCAACAACGCGAUCGUGUUGGUGCUGCAGCCUUUGAGAACUGCGUGGAUAAAGCCGUGCAGGGCUUUCUUGGAAGGGAGUGCAGCUGAGAUCCUGAAAGAGUGGAAUGUGACCGGCAAAAAGAAGCCCAAGAAGAAAAAGAAGCCCAAGCCUCAGCCCGAAGUCUCCGCAGAAGCGGCUCAACCUGAGGCCACGUCGCCCGAGGAGAGCAAGGAUGAGAUGAACGGCUUUCACGCCAACGGAUCCGUCGUGGACGGAGAGUCUCUGGAUUCGCUGAGCGAGCAGUUGGACUCUGCUUCCCUGGAUGCAGCCGAGCUGGACUCUGAACCUGCUACAUCCGAGACGCCCAUUGCAGAGGCAGAAAGUAAUGUCAGCGCGCCAAGUCCUGCGUCCCAACUCGGAGGGAGAAAUCAUCACCAGGUUUCCAGAGGCAACAAAUCCCGGCACCGGACGAACUCCGGUCUCCAUCCCUCCUCACCUUCACUAGCAACCACCCCUGAUGAGCAGGGAUCAUCAGGAGGGAAGAAGAUAGCUACCAAUAUUGACCGCUCAGUGAAAGACCUGCAGAGAUGUACCGUCUCCCUGACCCGCUACAGGAUGGUGGUCAAGGAGGAGAUGGACUCCUCCAUCAAGAGGAUGAAACAGACAUUUGCCGAACUCCAGAGCUGUUUAAUGGACAGAGAAGUGACUCUGCUGUCAGAGAUGGACAAAGUGAAGGCUGAGGCCAUAAUGAUCCUGGACGCUCGGCAGAAGAGAGCGGAGGAACUCAGACGGCUGACGGAGCGAUCUGCCUCCAUGUCUGAGGAGCAGCUGACUGAACUACGUGCAGAUAUCAAGCACUUUGUGAGUGAACGUAAAUAUGACGAGGACCUUGGGAAAGCUUUAAGAUUUACAUUUGACCUUGAACCAUUGAAGACGAGCAUCUCUGGCUUUGGAUCAGUCUACCAUCCACGUACGGGCUACUCAGAUCGGUCCCGUUGUAGCUCCACAUCCUCCUCCGUCGCCAGUCCGGUCCAAACGGAGACGCCUCCGCCCACCCAGACCCAACCUGCCCACGCUGAAAACCGGCCUCCUCCAGUCAAACAGAUUUUCCAAGGGAACCGACGCACCUUCCAAGGCCCGGGUUAUCACUCAGGCGGCCAGCGGUUCAACGGCAGCUCCCACCACGACAGGAACGUGGGCCGCGGGGGCCACCGUUACCAGGGCGACGCCGGCUCCUCCGGCCCGUCCUCGCAGCAGCCCAGCAGCUCCAGAGGUCCCUCGCAUUCCUCCACCUUCUCCUCCCACAACCAAGACCGGCCCGCCCACAACGGCCUGCCCCAAAGGCUUCCUCGAACACACUGCCCUUGACAUUGGAAAUCUCCUGACCCAGUCGAACCCAUCCACUACCCCCCCACGCUCUGUGCUCCCCGCCCGCCCGCCCCGGCUCCCAGCUCCCUUCAAUGAAGAAUAGUAUAACAAGUUUACAUGUUUCAGUCAGUUGAGCUGUAGUGCCACCACCCCCCCCCCCCCC
This is a messenger RNA of Fundulus heteroclitus (mummichog), 1564 nucleotides long. Its product is annotated as spermatogenesis-associated serine-rich protein 2-like. The record is from RefSeq and is a predicted model, not a curated record. The coding region runs from base 1 to 1401 and encodes 466 amino acids. NCBI's taxonomy places the organism in Eukaryota, Metazoa, Chordata, Actinopteri, Cyprinodontiformes, Fundulidae. Gene Ontology annotation, cellular component: cytoplasm. The transcript is spliced from 11 exons.